AUGCGUUAUUCUCUUGCUAUGCUCGCCGGUCUGGCGGGCUCGUCCCUAGCCUACCCGGCUGAACUCACCAACGAGCGCCGUACUUUCGGCCUUGUUGCCGGUAUCCUCGGUAAUGUCGGUUCCGAGGUUGGUACCAUCCUCGACACUGUUCUGGGUGGUCACGGCCACGCCAGUGCCUCUGCCUCUGUCAGUGGCUCCGUUAGCUUGCUCGCUGGUCUGAGCGCUCGCGGUGCUGCUGCUCUUGAGGGUGGAGCUCUUGGAUGCAGCCACUCCACCAUCCAUGCUUCUGCUCGUAGUGAGUUGAAGACCUGGUUGCACAGCCAGACCCACAUCACUGGAUCUCUGAAGACCUCGCUCCUGCACUGGUGUGAGGGCUCCAUCGCCACUCUCGAUGCUGGUGUCAUUGCCGGUCUCGCUGUCUACAUCCCCACCUGUGCCGACCUCGCUGCCAAGGAGUCCCUUUAUGUUACUAUUGAGGGUAUCUUCUCGGCCUCCGAGCUUGAGGCUACCCUCGUUCUCAGCGCCUCUGCUCAGACUUCUCUCACUGCUUUCAUCUCCGCUCACGUCGACCUGGAUGUCGAUGUUAAGGCCGGUCUCCACCUCUGUGCUGGUGGUGGUAUUGUCGGUGGCUUGAGUGCCGACAUCAAGGCUUCCCUUCUCGCCUGGGUUCAGGGCGGCGACUGUGCUCUCAGCGCUACCCUGAAGGCUUCCGUUCUUGCUUGGAUUAAGGGCGAGGCUGGUGCUGAUCUCGUUGCCGUUGGCUCUGUUUCUACCGAUGCUCUUACUUCUAUCUCCGUCGGUGCCUCCGUUGAGGUUCUCGUCGAGGAGUCUGGUGUUCUCUCUACCGCUGCCCUUGCCUCCAUCGCUGCUUUCCUCGAGGCUGAUGUCUCGGCUGAGAUUGAUGUUGACGUCCGUGCUGGUCUUAAGGCCUGUGCCGAGGGCAAGCUUGCUACUGGUAUCAGCGCUGAUCUCCGUACUUCCCUGGCUGUCUGGCUUUCCGGCUCUGACUGCACUCUCGGUGUUGAACUCAAGGCCGUUAUCCUGCUCUGGUUGUCCGUUGCCGUUACUGCUGAGGCUUCCGUCGAUGUUGUCACUGGUCUCGUCACUGAUAUCACCUCUUUCCUGACUGAGGAGGUUAUUGCUGUUCUGAGCGUCAACCUCCGUGGUGCCCUUGCCCUCCUCGAGGCUGGCGAGAGCCUGACUCUGCUUUCCUGGGAGGCCCGUUCUGAGCUCGCUGCCUUCCUCGGUGGCUGCACCAGCGUUGACAUCAGCGUUUCCAUUGAGGUCAUCAUCACUGAGUGGUUCACUGGCUGCAGCGUCUCCGGCUCCGGCUCCGGCUCUUCUCCCUCUGGCUCUGCCUCGGUGCCCAGCAUUCCUUCCGCCACUGUCUCCAUCCUGCCCAGCAGCCCCGCCGGCUCUGGCUCCGUUCCCUCCGGCGCUGCUCCCUCCGGCGCUGCUCCCUCCGGUGCUGCUCCCUCCGGUGCUGCUCCCUCCGGUGCUGCUCCCUCCGGUGCUGCUCCCUCCGGUGCUGCUCCCUCCGGUGCUUCGCCCACUGGCUCUGGUGCUGCUCCCUCUGGUGCUGCUCCCUCCGGCUCUGCUCCCUCUGGCGCUGCUCCCUCCGGCUCUGCUCCCUCCGGCUCUGCUCCCUCUGGCGCUGCUCCCUCUGGCGCUGCUCCCUCCGGCUCUGCUCCCUCUGGCGCUGCUCCCUCUGGUGCUUCGCCCACUGGCUCUGGUGCUGCUCCCUCUGGUGCUGCUCCCUCCGGCUCUGCUCCCUCCGGCUCUGCUCCCUCCGGCUCUGCUCCCUCCGGCUCUGCUCCCUCCGGUGCUGCUCCCUCUGGCGCUGCUCCCUCCGGUGCUGCUCCCUCCGGCUCUGCUCCCUCUGGCGCUGCUCCCUCCGGUGCUGCUCCUUCCGGUGCUUCGCCCACUGGCUCUGGUGCUGCUCCUUCCGGUGCUGCUCCCUCCGGCUCUGCUCCCUCUGGCGCUGCUCCCUCCGGUGCUGCUCCCUCCGGCUCUCCUAGCUCUGGCUCUGGAUCUACCGGUACUGGCUCCACUGGCUCCGGCUCUGGAUCUACUAGCUCUGGCUCCGGCUCUACUGGCUCUGGCUCUACUGGCUCUGGCUCCACUGGCUCUGGCUCCGGCUCUACUGGCUCCGGCUCCACUGGCUCCGGCUCUACUGGCUCUGGCUCCACUGGCUCCGGCUCUACUGGCUCUGGCUCCACUGGCUCCGGCUCUACUGGCUCUGGCUCCACUGGCUCCGGCUCUACUGGCUCUGGCUCCACUGGCUCCGGCUCCACUGGCUCUGGCUCUGGAUCUACUGGCUCCGGCUCCGGCUCCGGCUCUAUCCCCUCCGGCUCUGCCUCUGGCUCUGUGCCCUCUGGCGCUGCCGCCACUGGCUCCGCUGGCACUGGUACCGUCCCUGCCGGUCCCGCCCCGACUGAGACUGCUGCUAUGAGCACCCCCUGCGCUGGCGGAGCCGGUGCUGGUGAGACUGAGACCAUCAGCUACAGCACUGCCUUCACCGAGACCAUCCUCGGCACUGGCAGCGUUGGUUACACCGAGACCAUUUACUACAGCACUGCCUACACUGAGACCAUCCACUACACCGAGACCGUCUCUGCUCCUGCCGUCACUGCUGCUCCCUCCGGCGUCUCCCCCGUGGGCUCCGGUGCCAUCACCACUGUGUACGUUACUCAGACCGCCACCGUCUGCGGAUGCGAGUAA
Penicillium pulvis is the source of this 2721-nucleotide messenger RNA. Its product is annotated as putative cell wall protein. The coding region runs from base 1 to 2721 and encodes 906 amino acids. The transcript has a single exon. NCBI's taxonomy places the organism in Eukaryota, Fungi, Ascomycota, Eurotiomycetes, Eurotiales, Aspergillaceae. The record is from RefSeq and is a predicted model, not a curated record.